AUGGGCGCAUUAAACCUCAUUCCGCUCAUCAUCCUCUUCGCAGUCGUUGGAGGUAUUGGAUGGGUAGGCUACCAGAUCUACCUCUACUCGAACGAACUCGCCGAGCGCGGCGUGAAGAAGAUGGAAAAGAAGAAUGUCGUCUUCACUAAAGAUGGCGCAAAGGUCGGAGUGAAGGAAGUGAGCACAGAGUCUUAUACAGACAAAACACAAAGAGCAUUUGUGAAGACGUGGAACGCCGCUCAAGAGGGAUUGAUCCAGUUCUCCCGUAUCGCGCCCCUCGUCAACUCGAAAACCUACCAGAUGAUCGAAACACACGAGAUGGAAUAA
Pyrenophora tritici-repentis Pt-1C-BFP is the source of this 327-nucleotide messenger RNA. NCBI's taxonomy places the organism in Eukaryota, Fungi, Ascomycota, Dothideomycetes, Pleosporales, Pleosporaceae. The record is from RefSeq and is a predicted model, not a curated record.